CUAAAGAUUUGUCGGACGACGGUAGACGACAACAUCAACGGCAACGGCGUGUGUGAAUUAAUUUUGAUUUUAAACAAAGUGUAUUUAUUUUUAUUUGCUAUCUGCCAUCACUUUCUCUCAUGUGUUGGAAUAUACCAGAAUGAACAAUAAAUAAGAAUGAAUGAGAACAACAUUAGUGACCAGUAUGGAUGGUGAAAACGUGCAUAUGAAUGACGAUAAAAGAUAAUCGAGAAGUACAAAACAAUCUAACUAAAGCGGAAAAGCGCUCGGAUACUACAAGGUGAAAUGGCAACUCUCUUCCUGUUAUCUGCUUAGAAAAGGCAAAUCAUUCUGCUUUACCGCCGCGGACAUUCCUAUUCAAAAUACUUAAAACGUACACCCAUCACAAUAAUAACGAUAUACCAUAUACCUUACGAAAGCCAUAACAAAACAGUGAAUGAACGCGAGCGCCAGAGGCAGCUUAAUGUUUUAAUAAUGUUGACAGAGAGUGGACGAAAAAUAAGAGCGGCAUUGUUUUGAGCUCCAUUCGAAUAUAUGAAAUAAAUGCAGAAACAAGUCACAACAGAGCGGCGACAAAGGCAGAGAGCCAAAUAGCAUAAAAAGGCGAUAGCCACCAAAGCACUGAUGCCCCCCAUGAACAACCUACCAUACAUGUUCUCACAUAGCCCCAUGCCCAAAAACAAUAAUGAGGGCAAUAAUCAUACCGACUACUACCACCACAGCGAUGAGCAUUACUGUGAGAGCACGAUGAGCUGCUAACAUUGCUGGGACACAUUUUGCUGUCUAUGCCAUACUCGAAGCGUUUGAAAUUGGCGUUACGUUACCCAGUGUCAGUCUUUGUUCAGCACAGUGACGGCCGGUAUGACGGUAUACGACGUUUAAGGGUUAAAAUUUUAAAAUAAAUUUAUUUGAGCAACACCCCUUUGCGGCCGGCGAGAUCUGUGAGUAUGUGGUGGCCUGGCACAAAGUCGACAUCGCUGCCUCCGUCAUAAUCGUAGCACGUUUUCCUUUACUCUGCGAAUCACUCAUACUACAGAAUUUUGUAAAAGUCAUACAAUAUCUGUACAUACCUAGCUAUGUACGGAUAACAGAAUAAGCAACCUAUACGACAUGGUGCUGUAAAAACGCAACAAAACAUCUUGUAAAAUCUACGAAUUUUGCGUGUAUUUUCUAUUCGAUACAGUGUGUGGACUCGCCUACCCAAAUAUCAAAUUGUGAGCACCGAUAGACACACAGGAGGACAGACAAACGUCUUACUUCGUAAGCGAGUGUUGCUAUCGUUAACUUGCCUGCUGCCCUGACUGCUUGUUUGCCUGCCUGCCUGUUACGCGCAAUCACGACGAAGGAAGAGGAAGCCGACGGUAAAAAAGAGGAGUAGAUCUGGAGGUAGAAGAAAACUCGUAUAUGAGUGAGCAAGUGAGUGUGAAAUGAGAAAUCAAAAUCCUCAAAACUGUCGCUGCCUGCCAAUUGCUAACUGCUUCCUUUAGUAAAUCCAGACAAAUUCACAUUUAGUUUGAGAUCGGUGUGGUUCGGUGCGUGACGACGUUAGUUCAAAAGUGACUUGAAAUAAUUUUUCGUUUCGAUUUCGAUUGAUUCAGUGUUCAGUGGUUAACAAGAAAAAAAAAGCACUGCAAAAUUAUUAGAGAAAACUUGUACCCAUACUAGAUGUGCAGUAUAGCAGGUCGACAGUGGCUAGCAGGUAAACGGCUAAAGUAAUAAAAACGUGCAGGAAAGUAACUAUUUGGGAAACGUAAGAAAAGCGAACAACAUCCAUUAUGUACAUACAUACAUGUGACACGGACCUCAGCAGUAUAAACUACAUGCUAUUGUAGCAAUACUGAUAGACGAUUUUUACUGAAAUUGAAGGAAAUAAAACUCUUCCGAAGAAUUUCAAUUCCACUAUCUGGAGCGGUAGGAGUAUGCAUAUGUAUAUACAUAAGUUGCAGCUGUGACACUGAGCGCUAAAAUAUUAAAUGACAAUCUAGAGAUAGAAAUGCAAAGCAUAGGCAGGUUUGGCUAGCUCGCAGCCUAUACAAAAUUAGAAGAAAAGCUAGAUAACAUAGAUACAUGUGCAUGAAUAUUUACAAAAGCGAGAAUAUAAAAAGUUAUCUGUACACAGCUAGUAAAAAGGAAUGUAAUAAAAUACGACAACCACCACAGAAAUUUUAAAGAAAUUAAAAAGGAAACAUUAACGCAGCACAAAGUUGUAAGGCAAACAAUAACUAAAGUGCCAAGCAAACGGAAAGAAAACUAAGAAAAUUAAAGUGAAAAUCCGCCUAAAACACGCUGCUCGCCUGCCUGACUGCUUACCUAUUUGUCUGCUACUUGCACGCCUGGCCGCGGUCGGACGACCAACAGACGCAUCAGUCUAGUGGAAAUAGCGAUAGCAGCUAGGCAUAGCCACAUACAUGCACAACUGACGCGCGUCGGAAUGUCGAGGCAAAGCAAUUUUCGUAAAGAGAAGAGUGUCGAAAGAAAAUUCAUAAUUUUUAAUAUUUAAAAGAAAACCAAACCGAACCGAACCCAGUCACAGAGAAAAGCAAAGAAAAUUGAGCGAAAAUAGAUAGAGCAGCAGUAGUGGAUAGAAAUAUCUGCACAAGAAAGUGCAAUUGAAUAUUGAAUAAGCAAAGCGUGUACUCAAACCAAACGCUAGACCAAGGCGACCAAGGCGGGGCAAAGGAAACAAAAACACAAUCAGAUAUACAAGCAUACAUGUGUAGUUAAUUCAAAAAGUAAAAUCGAAAUAAUGCGACGUAUGGGGUAUUUGUGUUUGUAUUAGUGUUUGUAUGUACAUGUGUAUGUAUGUACGUGUUGCGUAUACGCAUAAAACAUGCAAAGUGUUGUUACAAUAUAAGUUAAUUAAUUACCAAGCAAUAAGACAAUAUAUGACGAGAGUGAGAGAAACGAUCUGUGUAAGGCAAGUCUAAAAUCGUAUGAAACCCUUAAGGGUCUAUAAUUAAAAAAAAAAGUCUACGAGCUUCCUAAAAAAGGAAGAUCCAGAAAUUAUGUGCCAUUUUUGUAAACCAAUUUAACCAGUCAAACAAAAAAUAAAAUAAGAACAAAAACACACUCAUAAUCGAAUAAUGUAAUUAGAAAUUAAGUAAUUUAAAGAAAUAAAGCAAACAAAUUUACAUAAAGCAAAUACAAGAAGAAUAGUGAAAUAUUGAUUUCCUACAAUGAAAAGAAGCUUUAAAAUUUCAAUAACUAAAAUAGAAACAACUACCACGCUUAGUUGUUGAAAUCGUCAAGGUCGGUGGAAUUAUUAACAGUAUUAUUAACACGUUAACACACAACCUUCCUUCUUCCGCCGCGAAAGCGCAUAAACGUUCAAUUCCCCAAACACUCGUGUCCCCCACAACGUCAACAAUACAAUACUAAGCCAACUGUAAACUAACUAAACAACUGAGUACCACACAGCGUGCAAACACGUCACAUCAACUCACGAGACUAGCAACGCGCGAAGGGUUGCAAAGCGAGCAGGAGAGCAAAUCCGUGUAGUAUCGACGCACACGUAAAGUGUCUUCGUUUGAAAUAAGAAAAGAUGUCUUGCAUAUCCAAUAAUUUUAGUUCUUUCUUCCUUAAUUCCCUCAACGAUUCAUCCGAGUUUGCGAAGUAUUUAAGCAAUGGCGAACUCAAGUUUUCGUCCUUCGAGGAUUUUCAAGUAUUUGGCUCGAGUGCGGGUUCAAGCACGCCACCGCUGCCACCACCAUCAGCUCAGCAGGCGUCAGCGUCACAGCAACAACAGUAUUACAAUGGUGUUAGUAACAGCGUCAACAACAAUAACGUAAGUGCUGGCGCCAACACGACGGGGGUGCAAAGUGGCGGAGAACUAUUUAACGGUGCGAGCCAAACGACUGCCGUCGGUAAUUGUGCCCAAAAUUCAUCUGAAGCGUCAAAUGCGUCAGCGAUAACGCCUGCGACCGCUCCUAAUUUGGCACAGCCAGGCAUCCAACAGCUGCAACAUGGCUCCCAUUUGCAUGUAACACAUCACACGCAUCCUUCUCAUGUGCCACAUUCGCAUCCACAUGCUCAACAUCCUUAUGGCGGUCAUGCGCCUCACCCAACCGGCAGCCUCGCUACCAAUGCCUUUCAUCAGAAUCACCUCGCUACACCACACCUUCCACACGGGCUGUCGACACCUGCGACGCAAAGCUAUCCCACUACUCCACAACGUUGGUCUAGUGCCGUAACUGCAAAUCCAAUGGUCACCGCGUCACCCGGCACACCACACACACUACCGCAGUUGCAUAGCAAUAAUCAGCCAGGUACGCCUAUCGCCGCUAGCCCAGGAGCAGCACAACACUUUGAUGGUUCCUUUGAAUUCCUAAAGUACCUGCGUCACUCUAACGAUUACAACAGCGAAGGUCAAAGUGACGCCGGUAGCCAUGCAACAGUGCAAGCUGGUCAAUCACAAUCAUCGGCGUCCAGUUUGAUCGACUUGGAUAGCAGUACGACACACAAAUCACGCUCUUCACGUAAAGCAGCCGCUUUGUUGUCCUCCGUGUCGCGCGCUUCCAAUAGUCUCGAUGCCACUACAUUGGAUGUAUUCGAUCAUGAUUCAAAGCACACCAUCUUCGAUAUGCACCAUAUUACGGCCACUAAUAGCUCCAACUCGAAUGAGUCUUCUCUAGAGGUAUCGAAUUUGCCCUUCCCCAACUCGCACCUAAAUGCCUCCAACUCGAAUACUUCUUCUGAAGGCGCUGCUACAGGCAGUUCUGACUUUACAAUGCUGCAGUCAGGUUCUGCGGCUAGUGCACCCAAGCCCCUGGCUGCCUUUACCAUCAAAGACAACUUCGAUGUGCAUCCAUCGCACAAAGUAGAGGAAGGUAUCUUUCAGCACAUGAAUAAAUUGCCAGCGAAGAAAAAGGAGAAUUUAAAGCAACUGGGAGUACGUUUUACCGGGCAAAUGACGCUGGCAGACAAAUCAAUAGUCGUCGAAAACUUUAUCAAGUUUUGUCAGGAAUAUGACAUUCAGGACCAUCGGCCAUUUCUUUCACUCAAUCAAAGUGGCUUAAACAAGGCAGACCAAAUUAAAUUUGCUCGUUAUUUGGGGCAAGGACUACCAACCUUUACGCUUUUUUGCAUUUAUAGUAAUUUCAAAAAUCUUUUCUGCACCAAACGAACAGAAAUAUACACAAAAGAUGGUUACAAUCUGCCUUAUAUACUGGACAAAACGAAACGAUUCCUAUCGAAUACUACAGCAGGUAAUGCUUCGAGUAAAAGCAAUCCAUGCGUGCCACAAUCACAACCGUUACAACCACAACCGCUGCAAUCACAACCGUUACAACCACAACCGCUACAAUCACAACCGUUACAACCACAACCGCUACAAUCACAGUCAUUACAAUCACAACCGUUACAGCCGCAACCUUUACAAUCACAAUUUCCAAAAACACCACAAACACAAUCACAUCCACAGUUACUGUUACAAGCACCUCCUCCACAACUUCCACCGGGUCACUUCCAUCAGCUGCAACAACAACAACACCAGCAACCUUUACACAUCCCGAUGUCAAUGUCAAGAGGUUUAUCCAAAUGAUUUUGAUAUUAACAUUUAUGUAAUUCGUAAUCGCAUAAGUUGGAAAAUUAGUUAAUCAAAACCAUAGCAGCGUUAAAUCUGUAAAAUAUGAAUUAGAAAAUAUGUAUUAUAUAAUAUAUGUAUUACGUUAUUUCCAAUUUUAUUUUAUUAUUUUUCCAAGCUAAAAUCUUCCUUCAAAUGUGCACGUAGGUUAAGUACUGGGUGGUCCAUCUAGCGUUUAGUAUUUGAACUAUCGAUUUUUUGACUUUGACAGCUAAAAUAAUAUCCGUGAUGGGUCGUAAAUUUAGUUAAUGGUUAGGCUUUUACAAAAUCUAGAAACGAUUACGAAAAAACCACAGACCCAAACAAUAAACAAACUUUAAGCGAAUAGUUUCAUAGCAGUUUCGUAGAUUUUAUUUGUUAAAAAUCUUUAAAAUAAUUGAAAACAUCGAAGCACUUCACUUUAUGUCUGGACAAAAAUAUUGGACAUUUGACAACAACGCGUAGUAUUUCGGCCGGUAUUUUCCGCCAUUCUUCUAGAAUAACAGCUUUUAGUCGAUUUUGGAUGUUAUAUAUUAGUAUACUUUCCUUUUUCUCAAGCUCGUCCCAUAAGUCCUCGAUUGAGUUAAGGUCAAGCGAUUGGGGAUGCGUUUUUAUUUGCGGAACGACUUAUAAUAUCCAAAGUCGCACUUUUUCGGCGGCGUGUUUCGGAUCAUUGUCGUGAUGCAAAUAUAAGUUAUUGCCUAAGCUCAAUUCUGUUGCACUUUUAUUUAAAUUUUUCUUCAAAAUAUUCAAGUAGUCUUCUUUUUUUAUUGUAUUUUAGUGGCUGCUAGAUCACUUUGGCAUAUUCUUGCAUUAUAAUCUGCUUUAUUCAGAAGCCUAUGUGAAUGAAAUGACCUCGAUGAUAUUUCUUUCCGAAAUGGUUGGUGUUUUUUUUUUUUUUUUUUGUUUGUGAGGAACUGGCUUUAUGCUCUUUUCCACAAAACUAAUAAUUCUUGUCGACAAGUGAAAGUUUGAAUGCUCUUCCGCUUUUUGGCGCCUCAAAACACUUUUACAUAUCUCCUUAAUGCUUUUUCAAUCUUUAAAAAAAUUUUCAAUAAUUUCGUUUUCUUCAGGAGUUGUAUUUUUACCCCCCAAUUUAUUCCAAAUUGCCGAAUAUUUUUGACCAACCAAAAAUCGCAAAGUUUUAAUGUUUCGAAUUAUUUAAAAUUUAAUUUGAAUAAUUUUCUCUAUUAAUAUUCAAUGACGUCUUCCCUACUAUAUGGUUUCUCAUUCAGUUUUAAAGGAAAUCAUUUUAUUAUGUUAUAUUCCCAUAUUCCACGCUUUUGUGUUCGUAUGAUGUGAAACUUUUAAUCCUUUUUUAAACUUUUGUUCAGCACUGUAAGUGCCAAAACUCGCAAAAACGUGCCGAAAAACGAAUUUAACAGAAUGGGCUACGCUGCAAGGUUUACUAUUUUUAAUAAAAAAAUAUAUAUUAGGUGCGCAACUAAGUUCUCGUUGUUUUUUUUUUUAUGAAAAUACAACUUUAUUCUGAAAAAAUGGUUACAAGUGAAUCAUUGAAAGUAUUGCCCAUUUCAUUCCGUUUUUCAUCACCUGUCACGAUGCGAUAAAGAAAAGCCUUCCUUUUUUGACGCUGGAGCAGUUGCUCACAGGCGAAAAAACGACGUUCAACAUCCCGUGGUUUUAACUCAUAAGGAACCCAAGUCCCCUGUUUCUGAAUCAUUCCUAAAGCACACAAUCGCGUGGAAAUGGAUUGGCGGGUAACUCCUAAUACUGAAGCAAGCUCUUCUUGCGUUUGACACGGAUCCUCAUUGAGCAAUUGCUCCAAUUCAGCGUCUUCGAAGGUUAUUGACCUUCCUUCACGCGGACGGUCGUCAACAUUAAAAUCACCGAGCGACGGAACCAAUCUCGGCACGUUGUUUCACUUAAAGCAGCAUCUCCAUAAACUUUUUGUAGCUCUCGAUGCGCUUUAGCCGCUGUUUUUUUCGAACGAAAGAGGAAAAUCAACACUUCUCGCAAAUGACGAUUAUUCGGCACAAAAUCAGACAUUUUCACAAAACCAAAAGUAUAUGAUACCAAAACAAAAUCACUCAUGUGUGGAAGCAGUUUGUUUACCAUACGUCUAAGCUUGGUUUAUGACGUUUAGGUUAUGUUAGAAUCGACUAGCACACACUGCUGGCGGCAUCUAUUGACCUUAGUUGGGGAAACUUAGUUGCGAACCUAAUAUUGUAUGCAUCUUUUAUUUACAACCGAAUUAAAUUAAAUUUCGUACGUUAGCUGGGCCACUCUGUAUAUGGACAAAAAAUCAAACUUAACUAUAUUAUUCUGUGACUUUUCCUCAGUAAUUGAACAAAAUUAAAAUAAAAUUAAUUUUACAAUACUCCUUGAAGAAUUAGAACUUUAACUAUACUUUUACAUAUUUUUCUACAUAAAGUUAAAUACAUACUACAUCCAUACACACAUAAUAUACUAUAUAUAAACAUAUAUAUAUGCCAUGUUAUUCCGUUGAAAGAGAUUAUUUAAAUUUACUUAGCUAUAAAAUGUAUAGUCCGUGUAAGCACUUGCAUUUUUACAUAAGUACACAUGUUUUAUGUAAGUUUUCAACUGCAUGUUCAUAUCUAUAUAUUAUACAUGCAUAUACAAAUAACAUGCUAAAUGUGUGUCCUAAAAUGAUUAUUCUUAUGUGUUUAGAAUUCAUGUGUUUUUUGUUUUUGUAAAAUGUAUUAGCAA
This is a messenger RNA of Anastrepha obliqua, 8248 nucleotides long. Its product is annotated as homeobox protein slou. The transcript is spliced from 6 exons. The record is from RefSeq and is a predicted model, not a curated record. NCBI's taxonomy places the organism in Eukaryota, Metazoa, Arthropoda, Insecta, Diptera, Tephritidae. Bases 3542 to 5539 code for a protein of 665 amino acids.